AUCCUCCCUGCGCUGUGUGUAAUACUCCAGCUGGAUGUUCAUCUUGUCUGCUUUCCAGGGAAGGACGCCUCCAGGGCUUUUGUGACCGGAGAUUUCACCAGCGCUGGCCUGGUGGAUGAUGUUUCUGGAUUAUCGCCCUCAGAACUGUUGACUGUACAACACUGGCUUUCUUUCUACAGCAAGAACUACCUUUUUGUGGGUAAACUGGUAGGAAGAUUUUAUGAUGAAAAUGGGGCACCUACAGAAGCUCUGGAACAGGCUAAUGCUGUCAUCGAAGAAGGGCUGAAACUCAAGGGACAAAACAAUAAGUUCCCACUCUGUAACUCUGAAUGGAGUUUAGCUAGUGGCAGCAGAUUCUGGUGCUCUAAACAAAGUGGGGGAGUGAAGAGAGACUGGAUUGGAGUACCCAGGAAACUGUACAAGCCUGGUUCCAGUGAUAGUCACUGUGUGUGUGUGAGAACUACUGGGCCUCCCUCUGGACAACUGGAUUCUACUGAGCACAGUGACAGAGGUGACUUGGACAAUCCUAACCUACAGGAAUACAAGGGAUGCCAUCCACUGGCUGACUGGUGUGUGUUAAAGGAUUGAGUCAAUAACCAUAUUGGUUUUGAGAGAUGCAUUUUUUGAGCUUCACUGUGGAUUCUCUGGUAUUGAGUCAGAAACAGGAAUCCGUUUGUAUAAUUAUGCCUCAGUAAAUUUAAACACCAUGCUGAAGUGCCAGGAAAAGCAGUGGAUGCGUGAGAAAUGGAAGGAGCAUGGUAAGGAAAGUGAUGUUAGAGCGGAAAAUCUUUCUACAACUUGGUGGAUUGGCACUUAAUUCUGGCAAGAAAAAAGGAUUUUUCUUCUGCAAUCAAGAAAUAGACAUGUGUGGGGAAUGGUGCCGGCGCGUGUAAUAUUUCAUGCGAAGGGAGCUCUGAGCUAGUACACCACUGUAGAACCAUUUUCACUUACUGAAGCACAUAAUAGCCUCCCUCUCUUCACUCCCAUCACAGCAUUGCUCUCAUUGUCACGCUAGUCUGCACACACCACCCACUGAGCCACCAACUCACUGAGAAAUGACUUAGUAACUGAAGCUUUUCUCCCCUGCUACAGUUAUGUCAUCUGGUAUCUCGUAUGGUUUGACUAUCCAAAAGCUACAUUUGUCAAAUGAACACAGGACACUAGGUGAUGCAAUAUCUGUUUCCUCAACUAGUGUUUGUACUAUUCUUUGACUACAGGAAAUACUGAGGCUUUUUGCGCAAGACGACUUUUGCGGAACAGUUAUUGCACAAAAACGUGUCCAGACCUCAGAGCUCAUUGCAAAAGCGAUGUGCUUCUGCAUGAGAGCCCGUCCACAUUGCAUGGAUGCUCUUGCGCAAGAAAGCUCUGAUGUCCAUUCACAGAAUGGCCAUCAGAGCACCUGUGCUUUUUCCCCCUGAUAGGAGUUUCUUGCCAAAAACCCUUCCAGACUGUCCAUACCUGCCUUUUUGCACAAGAGCUGUAGCGCAAAAAGGAGUUACUCCUCACGGAGAUACUAAGAACUCUAUGGGCAAAAGCCCUCAUGUCAAUUUUCUUGUGCAAAAAUGUGCUUGUGGUGUGGCUGCUCUGCUGGUUUUUGUGCAAAAAUCUUGUAAUGUAGACAUAGCCUAAGGGUGCAUCUAAGUCCUUGUCUCCUAUCGACUCUCUCCAAAUACCCAGAUGUCUCACUACUUCCGUAGUAUUUAUAAGCCAUGAGUCACCUGUUCUAAUUGAACGAUGAAAGUGGCUGAUAUAACUGAUUGUACUGCUAUAAUCCAGCAGUCUCUCCUCCCUUCCUGUUAUUGACUACCUCUACUUGUUGAAUUCUUUAAUUAAAUUGUAAAAACUUUAGGGCAGGAAUCAGGUCUUUGGAAAGGCCCAGCCUCUAACUUGCAAAAUUCAAUAGUGACCCUAACUUCUGUCACCAGCUUCUGGAUCAUGACCUGUUUUCAUUCCCUGUGGGGCACCUGCCAUUUGCUGCUAUCAGAAGACAGGAUGCUGAACUAGAUGGACUUUUUGGGCUGAUCUAGUAUGGCUGUUGCAUUAGUCUUUAGGCAAUAUGCAACGUAAGCUAGUACUGUUCUUCUGUGCAUGGCUACUUUGUACAAGCAAUCAGUGUAUACUGCCCACGUGCAGAAGCAGGGCUCCUCUUUAGAAGGCAUGUCCUAUUGUUUUGUUGGUAAAACUACUGCCAGCUACAAUUUCAACAGCCACUGUUUCCUAUGAGCAUGCUUGGCAACAUGGGAGCUGUUUUCAAGAGAACCAGUCUAGUUUCUUAAAGCAAGCAGCAUUAGUUUCCAAAGUGCAGUAACAGGCCAGCAGGAGAAAGGGUAAAAGGACCUAUACUGUCAGGCUUUCCUUAUGAAGCUUCGGUCUAAAAAGUAUGUUACAUUGUUUUACAAGAGAGGAGAAAACUUCCUGAAUGCCUGUCUUAUCGAGUUCUCUCUCUCUCCUCCCCUCCAAAAUUCUUAACUAGUGCAAGUCAUUACACGAUGGGAGUCACAAGAAGGCAAAGCAGUAUUCAAAAAUACAUAAGUGACAAGGUACAUCCCCAACACUUUUAAAGUUAGCACACUAAGUUCGCUGUAGACUGUUUUUUUAAGUGUUUGUACCACAACACAGGGAUGGUUUAGAAGUUAUUUAUUAAAGUUCUUCUAGUUGUGUUGCUUCUGUUCAAGUUUUUUGGUUCUUCCCUCUUGAGUACUAAGCUUGUACUAGGACACUUUCUCAAAUGUGGCCACAGCACUCAUGGGAAGAGAGAAGAGAGCAAAGCAUUACCUCCUCCCCCUUGCUGCUGGAUGUGCUGCCCCGCACUAGGGACAUUAAAUAUCGUUUAAUUGAAUAGUCCAGUAACCUCAUGAAUUCUUAUUGGUUAGUCGACUGUUCUAUAGUCCGCAGGGG
This is a messenger RNA of Pelodiscus sinensis (Chinese soft-shelled turtle), 2898 nucleotides long. The record is from RefSeq and is a predicted model, not a curated record. Lineage: Eukaryota; Metazoa; Chordata; Testudines; Trionychidae.